AAUAGAGGCUAUACCAAGUUGAUAAGGUCAUUCUAUUUUGCUUUUCCUCUUCUUCAGAAAGCUCCCAGAAAAACAGAAACUGAAGAAGAUAUAGCAGCCGUUCCCUUUUUUUUUUUUUGAAAGUCGAUAUGUCAAACACGAAUAUUUCAGAGACGAUUCCGUUUUUACCGGAGAUCGAUGAUAACAAGGACGAAGAUGGGAGGUGGUGGAAGAAUGUUUUGGAUUUGGAAGAGGCGAAGAAACAAGUGUUGUUUUCACUUCCAAUGAUUGUGACGAAUGUUGUGUAUUAUUCCAUAACUUUGGUGUCUGUCAUGUUUGCCGGUCACCUUGGGGAGCUUCAGCUUGCUGGUGCCACGCUUGCUAGUUCUUGGGCCACCGUCACUGGCUUUGCUUUCAUGACAGGAUUAAGUGGAGCACUGGAAACACUUUGUGGUCAAGGAUUUGGUGCCAAAAUUUACAGAAUAUUGGGAAUUUACCUCCAAUCCUCAUGCAUAAUUUCCUGUUCUUUCGCCAUUCUAAUAUCAAUCUUAUGGUUCUUCACCGAGCCCAUAUUGAUCUUCCUUCAACAAGACGCCGAAAUCUCCAAAACGGCGGCGCUUUACAUCAAAUAUCUCAUCCCAGGCUUAUUUGCUUACGGAUUGGUACAAAACAUACUGAGAUUCCUUCAGUCGCAAAGUAUUUUAAUGCCUCUGGUGUGGUUUUCGGUUCUGCCAUUGGCACUUCAUUUGGGCAUCGUUUACGCAUUGGUUAAUUGGACGGAUCUGGGUUUCAAAGGAGCUCCAUUGGCAGCUUCGAUUUCGCUGUGGAUUUCACUUGUUUUCUUAUCGUCUUAUGUGGUUUUGGCCCAGAGAUUUGAGGAAACAUGGCCGGGAUUGUCGUCGGAAUCGUUUCGUUUGGUCUUCGCGAACCUGAAACUCGCCAUCCCUUCUGCGGCAAUGGUUUGUUUGGAAUAUUGGGCGUUCGAGCUUCUGGUACUAUUAGCAGGAUUGAUGCCUAAUUCAGAAGUAACUACUUCCUUGAUUGCCAUGUGUGUGAAUACAGAAUCAAUUGCGUACAUGAUUACUUACGGGCUUAGUGCUGCAGCAAGCACGAGGGUUUCGAAUGAAUUGGGGGCUGAGAAUCCGAGGAAGGCAAAGACCGCCAUGGCUGUGUCACUCAAGCUUUCAAUCCUUCUCGCUCUAACAGUGGUUGUUGCAUUAGCAUUUGGGCAUAACAUAUGGGCUGCUUUCUUCACCAACACUGCUUCCAUUAUUAACCAAUUUGCUUCAAUCACACCCUUCCUUUUAAUCUCCAUUACCAUCGAUUCUUUUCAAGGCAUCUUAUCAGGGGUGGCCAGAGGAAGCGGGUGGCAGGUGUUGGCUGUGUGGGCCAACUUGGGGACCUUUUAUUUAAUUGGAAUGCCAGUUGCAGGGCUUCUUGCUUUUAAGUUUAAGCUUUAUGCUAAGGGUUUGUGGGUAGGGUUGAUAUGUGGUCUUUCAUGCCAAGCUACUGCCCUCCUGCUUAUUACUUUGUGUAGAAAAUGGGCUAAAAUUGAGCUUUCCUAACAAAUUAAUAUUCAACCAUAGUUAAAUCUUAACUAAUCUUCAUACUUUAUGGGUAUUCAUUUGUCGAGACUUAUUUAAAAUAGUGAAUUUGAAAUUUAAAUGAUUUGAGUUUGUUGAUACAUGAAAUAAAGGAGGGAAAGGGUUUUCUAGUGAAGAAGCAAGGAAGAAGAUCAUAGAAUGGAAUGUCUAAAGUGUCGUCCCUUAAAGAGGAUUUUUAAAAAUAUAUAUAAGAGAAGUUUUUCGAGUCAGAGUCUGGAUGGAGUUAUGAUAUAUUUUACUAUAAUUAUAUAACAAUGUUCAAAUUUUGUCAUGUUUUUUGUUCUAAUAUUGGAGAUCGAUCCUUUUAAUAACAAAGUGACUAGAAAUAAUAAUCGGAUAUUUACAAAAUUUUUAAAUAAAUUCUCUUGAUUUACCUAAAUAAGUUUUCUUAUGUGUUUAUUACCUACAUAUUAUUAUUUCAAUGAUUAAAAUAGCAAUUCUCUUUGAAUAUUAUUUUCACCUACAAAAUUACUUCCACAAUGACUGUCGGUGUAACAGCCUAAUUUUCAGUGGUGUCGGAAACAGUGAUUCGAGAUCACUAAAUUCAACCAAUGAGUUUUAAAAUUUAAUAAAUAAAUACAUAUGAGUCAAGUGUGAUUAUAGAAGAAUUUUGGAUUAGUGAAUUUUGUGAUUUAAAAAGAAAUUAAUAAGUAAAUUCGGUCUAAAACGAGGUAUCGAAACCUCGAACUGAUAAAUCGAGCCAUAAAUAUUUUUAGAAAUAUUUAUAGAGUGUCAUUGAGUUGGUAUUAAAGUUUCGUUAGAAAAUUCUAACAUUUGGAUGGUCAAUUAAUUAAAAGUACUAAAUUGAAAACAGUGCAAAAUAUGUUAAAUUAUGAUUAAAUAGCUUAAGUGACUAAUAAGGAGGGAUUUAAAAGGCAAUUAGGCCCAAAUUAUAUGGGCUGGACGGUUUGGGCAAGAAAAUCAGCAAGAAAACAAGGAGAAACAAGGGCAAAAUUAGAAAUUUAGCAAAUUAAACAUAUAAGACAAAGACAAAAUUGAAAAAUCUAGAGAUUUAUUCAUAAUUCAUCAGAAAAUACGCCAUACGAGGUCUGAAACAAGCUGGUUUCUCAUAUUUUUAUACUAUGGAUGCAAUUUGAGGCUAAAUAGAAGAAAAAGAAAACAAUUGGGCUAUAUUGAAGAAAGAAACAAAGGAGGGCCAAAGCAAAAUUUUUCCAAGAUUAAUUAGCUGAAAUUUUUGUUGACUUAGUGGAAGAUUAUUUUGGGAUUUUUUUUUUUAAUAUCAUGGAAUAUUUUUCCUUGAUUUUCUAUGAUAGUGGCUCUUAAUUUAGCAAGGCUACUAGUAUAAAUAGAUGCUAUAUUGUUCAUUUUAUUCAUUAAUUCAUAAAUCAAGCUUUCAUCUUUCAA
This is a messenger RNA of Gossypium raimondii (Peruvian cotton), 2948 nucleotides long. RefSeq names its product protein DETOXIFICATION 18. The record is from RefSeq and is a predicted model, not a curated record. The transcript is spliced from 8 exons. Gene Ontology annotation, molecular function: antiporter activity; xenobiotic transmembrane transporter activity. Lineage: Eukaryota; Viridiplantae; Streptophyta; Magnoliopsida; Malvales; Malvaceae. Gene Ontology annotation, biological process: xenobiotic detoxification by transmembrane export across the plasma membrane. Gene Ontology annotation, cellular component: membrane. The coding region runs from base 129 to 1544 and encodes 471 amino acids.